UUUAAAUCUUACCGUACAAUGGAAAUAAAGGAACACAAUUCUAUGUGUGCAGAGCAGGAAAAAUUGUCGAGAAAAGCGUUGGUGAUAUCUCGGCUUGAAAAAGAUACGAUCGAAACAGAAGGCGAAUUAUCGCGGUAUAAAUCGAACACCAAAAUAACUCAGGGGGAGUGGGAGAAUGUGGAAAUCGAGGUGGAUAAAUUGAAAUGGAUGCAGGAGAAGGCGUCGAUAGUUCUGGACAGUAAUCGUAAAAUGAACGAGGUCCAAUCAAAGACGAUGGAAAGUAUCAGGCGGAACUACACGAACUUAACUAGGUCUGCUUUCAAGACUGUUCGACAGGAAACUACGAGGGAAAUGAUAAAUAACGAGAUAAACAAUCUGGCCGAUAGUAAGAAGAAACUAGAGAGCGAGCUACGCUGGCUUCGCGAAACGAAUGAAGAAAAUAAAAAUCGUUUUGCUAAAGCCAGCAUGGAGUUGGCGAGAGCAAAAGCACGAGCUGUUACAGUUACUCGGCUUCGACAGAAGCUCCAGGAAUCAGAAACCUGUAAAUUGAACGCAGUCAAGAAAUUGAAUACUUUAAAGUCUCUACAGAUUUAAUAAAAAUGUGCAGAACAGUUGAAUAG
Messenger RNA from Diprion similis, 620 nucleotides. RefSeq names its product myosin-2 heavy chain-like. Bases 19 to 594 code for a protein of 191 amino acids. Lineage: Eukaryota; Metazoa; Arthropoda; Insecta; Hymenoptera; Diprionidae. The transcript is spliced from 2 exons. The record is from RefSeq and is a predicted model, not a curated record.